Messenger RNA from Rotaria sp. Silwood2, 324 nucleotides. Lineage: Eukaryota; Metazoa; Rotifera; Eurotatoria; Philodinida; Philodinidae. The record is from the annotation of a GenBank genome assembly.
AUGUGCAACCAUUAUCGUAAUAUUUUACCGCGCACUACUAAUUAUUUGGAGGGUCGUCAUUCACGAUUGAAGAAGCAUGUAAAUGCUCCGCAUCCCAAUAUUUAUGUUGCAAUUGGUUUAUUGCAAAAAAAACAAUCGUUAGCAUCUAUUUCAAGAUUACGAGAUAAUAUGGGAGCUCCAUCUCCAAAGCGUCGAAAAAAUAAAGUUAUAAUAGAUGAAUGUUUAAUUAAAUUAUGGCAGCGUUAUGAUGAAGGUCGUCUCGAUAUUCCAUCAUUCUUAAAAGCUGCUGGACCUAGAUAUUUUCAGCGUCCACCAAAAAGUUGA